UAAACACAUUAUGAAUAAACCAAAUAUAUGUUGUCAGAAACUUGUUAUCAGGUAGGUGAACUUCAAGUCUUAUUUUCAACACAUUACAAAAAAAAUCUCUAAAAUCAUAUGAAUUCUUUUUGAGUAUGUCUGUCUUUUUCAGUAUUAGAAACCAAUAAAUAUAAUAUAUCAACCUUCAUUUACCUCUUCUAUAAGACUCACGGGAUUUGAUUCCCUUUAAUUAUUAAACAAAUUUCCCAUCCUCAUUCCUCACUUUCACUCUUUCUUUUCUUUCUCCAUAACUCAUGUCUGUCACUUGUUCAUCAUUUCUAUUCACAUUUUCUUUCUUCAUUUUCUUCAUUUUGACUGAGAAUUCAUCAUGCUUAGCAAUACUUAGUAAGAACACGACACGCGUACCUCGCCAGCUUCGAGUUGAUUACUAUGCAAAAUCUUGUCCACUGGUAGAACAGCUUGUUGGUUCAGUCACUUCUCAACAAUUCAAAGAGUCACCUGUUUCUGGACCUGCCACGAUUCGUCUUCUCUUCCAUGAUUGCUUUGUAGAAGGUUGUGAUGCAUCAAUUUUAAUAGCAUCAAAGCCUGGAAGCAAGGAGUUGGCAGAGAAGGAUGCAGAGGAUAAUAAAGAUUUGAGAGUGGAAGGUUUUGAGACUGUAAAAAAGGCUAAGGAAGUGGUGGAGAAAAAGUGUCCUAAUGUAGUGUCUUGUGCAGAUAUUCUUGCAAUUGCAGCAAGAGAUUUUGUGCACCUGGCAGGUGGUCCUUAUUACCAAGUGAAGAAGGGAAGAUGGGAUGGAAAGAUAUCAAUGGCGUCGAGGGUAGGGUCGAACAUCCCUCGCGCAAACUCAACUAUUGACGAACUCAUCAAACUAUUCAACUCGAAAGGCUUAACCAUACAGGACAUGGUUGCUCUUUCUGGUGCUCACACAAUCGGGUUUGCACAUUGCAAAAGCUUUGUGACACGGCUCUAUAAUUAUCGGGGUAAGGGUCAACCCGAUCCGGAUAUGAACUCGAAACUAUUGAAGGCUCUUAGAAUGUACUGUCCAAACUUUGGAGGGAACUCGGACAUUGUUGCCCCGUUUGAUGCCACAACCCCUUUCAUAUUUGAUCAUGCAUACUAUGGUAACUUGCAGAACAAGAUGGGUUUGUUAGCGUCCGACCAGGCUUUGGCUUCGGACACACGAACCAAGUCACUGGUUCAAGAUUUUGCAAAGGAUAAACAGAAGUUUUUUCAAGCUUUUGCAGCUGCCAUAGAUAAAAUGAGUUUAGUGAAAGUUUUGAGAGGGAAAAAGCAUGGGGAGAAAAGAAGAGAUUGUAGUAUGCAUAUGUAAGAAAUCAAAGAGAUACUGUUUACACAAUUCUUGCAUUUAUAACUGGAUCAUUGACUUCAUUACAAUUUUUCUUUCA
Messenger RNA from Lathyrus oleraceus (garden pea), 1398 nucleotides. RefSeq names its product peroxidase 19. The coding region runs from base 285 to 1322 and encodes 345 amino acids. NCBI's taxonomy places the organism in Eukaryota, Viridiplantae, Streptophyta, Magnoliopsida, Fabales, Fabaceae. Gene Ontology annotation, biological process: hydrogen peroxide catabolic process; response to oxidative stress. The record is from RefSeq and is a predicted model, not a curated record. Gene Ontology annotation, molecular function: peroxidase activity; heme binding. The transcript is spliced from 3 exons.